Molecule: messenger RNA, 1061 nt
Organism: Cyprinus carpio (common carp)
Lineage: Eukaryota; Metazoa; Chordata; Actinopteri; Cypriniformes; Cyprinidae
Exons: 3
Coding region: 1-915 (304 amino acids)
Source: RefSeq, a predicted model, not a curated record
AUGAAGGACAGAACACUCAGUCUUUCAGAUCUUCUUCAUGUCUUUUACCCUGAAACCAAAGAAAUUGACAUAUCCAGUGAUGAAUAUAAAGUGUUGUUCAUCUUUGAUGGUCUGGACGAGUGUCGUCUUUCUCUGGAUUUUCAGAGCGAUGUGAGGUUGUGUGAUAGUCUUUUAAGGAGCCCUCUACAUCAUGUGCCACAUCCCAGUGUUCUGCUGGAUCUCAGCCACACAGUUCUGGAGAAGAUGUUCAGUGAAGCAGAGAGUGGAGAGAUUCCCAGACUCUCACUCCAAAUGUACACACACUUCCUGAUCCUUCAGACCAACAUCAAACAAGAGAAGGACUAUGAGAAGAAAGUCAAAGAUGAAGAUAUGAUUGUCAAACUGGGGAAACUGGCUUUUCAGCAGCUUGUGAAAGGAAACCUGAUCUUCUAUGAGGAAGACCUGAGAGAGUGUGGCAUUGAUGAGACAGAAGCAUCAGUGUACUCAGGAUUGUGCACUCAGAUCUUCAGAGAGGAGUUAGGUUUGUAUCAGGGGAAAGUCUUCUGCUUUGUUCAUCUGAGCAUCCAAGAACAUCUAGCAGCUCUAUAUGCACAUCACUGCUUUAAAAAGACUUGCAUAAAUGUGUUUGAACAAACUGAACAAAGUUGCAAAGUUGUAACCCAGAAGGAAAAAAAAUUAUUUGGCCUGCACCAGAGAGCUGUGGAUGAGGCUUUACAGAGUAUGAAUGGACAUCUGGAUCUUUUCCUGCGUUUUUUUCUGGGUCUGUCCUUGAAGUUCAGUCAGACUCUCUUAAGAGAACUACCGACACAGACAGGAGCUGCUCCUAUAACAAAAAGGAAACAGUUCAGUACAUCAAAGAGACGAUCAGGCAGAAUUCCUCUCCAGAGAGAUCCAUCAAUCUGUUCCACUGUCUGAAUGAACUGGGAGAUGAUUCACUGGUGCAGGAGAUCCAAUAUUAUUUGACAUCUAAAAAAAUCAAACAAACCAAACUCUCCUCUUCACAGUGGUCAGCUCUUGUUUAUGUGUUGCUGACAUCAGAGCAGAAGAUGGAAGAGUUUGUU